AUGAUGAUGGGUAAUUUUUGGCUUCGAGAAGCGUCAAUGUGUUUAGUACUAUUAACUCUUACUGGCGCUUUAUGGAAUCUUCCAUUCGUCAAAGGUGAAACAUGCAAUACACAUCUCAAUAGUAAGUAGUGUUAACUUCUUCUGAAUGUCCUGCUUAAAGAGCAUGUUUAUGCGAAUGUUUUCUUGUAUGUUUAUUAAACGUGGAGAAACUGUAAAAUGGCUAACAAACAAAUAGCUCUCAGUCAGAGGAUCCAGAGAAUGUAGGUAUCUUCAUCAAAAUGUUUAGCAUGUGUGGAUAAGAAAGGACGUAGAUAAACUCUUGACUGGUCCAGCGUUUAAAUGCACGACGUUUCACCUUCGGCCUUUUUCAGGUGGAGCAUAACAGUUCAAAAUUAACAUUAAAAAGCUGCAUUAAAACUCUUGAUCAGUCAAGAGUUUGUGAACUACACUUACUAAGUUUAUAAGAUGGAUUUAUUAAUGAUCUUUCUCAUCGUUGGAUAGGCUGUAAAGAGAUUGUAUAUUAUUGAUUUUGUUUUAUUAUCAUUCGAUCUCUCCAACUCAGUCAGACCCGUUGUGGACACAUCUUCAAAUCCAGAAAACAACCGAUUACCCAUUGGUGUCUCUAUUACCCUGACUUGUACAGCAGAGCCCAGAACAAUAGAUAGAGGAUAUCGCGAUAGGUGGGUCAGUUAUAUCGAGUGGUACGAUCCACAGAAUAAGGAAACUGGAGCUAAGUGCCUGCAGCCUUCAAACAGACGUGCACACAAACUUAAAUUAAGCUGUCCAUUAGUGCUCAAAAAUCUGACAGUUGAUAAAUUUGGCCGCUACACCUGCCAAGCUGGCAAUGGUUACAGAAACUACUGCACAAGGAAAUCAUUUGAAAUAGUUAUUCAAGGUAAGCAAACCAGGCUAGUCAUAUCUUUAAUUAAAAAUUAUUCGACUAGUGCGUGUUGGAUAUGCGAUGAUAGACGGCCAACGCGGCCCAUAGGGCCUAGUUGGCCGUCUAUCAUCGCAUAUCCAAAAAGUGCGAGUGGAACAAUUAUUAAAUCCAAAAACGGCCCGGAACAUAUAUAAAUCAAUCUUCCCAACUAUAUUUUGCUAGAACAAACUGAAUGUUACGAUGUACGAAAACGCUUCCGGUGUAACUGUCUUUAUGCACGCAUAUGGUAUAAUGACCCGUAACCCAUAAUGGGUAAGCCAAUGAAAACUCUUGAAUUGCAUUAUCCAAUUACCCAGUUUUUGAUAAAUGAAAAUAUACAUCAUAUGUUAUUUAAUGCGGAGAUGGAUGCCGAAGAUGUUUAAUUUAGGAAUAAAGAGCCUCAAAUAAUGAGCUUCUAAGAAACUCCUGAAAUGUAUGGACAGGCAACUCAUGAUCGAUACAUGCAAACGGAAAAUUCCGCCAUGUGGCCAUUGGCUAACAAGACUCGAAAUGCAGUGUUCAAAGAACGAGAUUAUUCUCGGAGAUAACGAUUAAAUUUGAAUCAGGAGCAAUUCGAUUGACCUGUCCUGAUACAUAUCUUACUUGGUACAAUCGAACCUGUAUUAAGCGGCCCCUCAAUUGGAAUGGUGGUGUGACCGCUUAAUACAAGGGGUAUUAUUAAAAAAAAAACAAACAAACAGAAAAAACAGGCGGAAGGCAAUUCAAAGAGGACGUUGGGACUUAGUAAAGGUCGACUGAGACCGCUAAGUAGAGGUAACCGCUUACUACAGAUAAAAAUUACAGUGAUUAGGGGGAGACAAAUUUAGGACUUUGACAACUGACAAACAGUAAUGCAACCGACUGCUUAAUACAGGGGUGAUCGCUGAAUACGGUGCCGGCGAUGCUGAAGCAAAAAAAAAACAUAUUCUUCGGAAGAUGAGAAACAAAAUAAACAAACAGCAAAAAAUUUUGUGAAACAAAAUAAACGAAUGAUAAUUAUUAGAAUUGAAAAACAAGAGGAGGCUUACACUCCGGCCAAGGAGGGUUGGCCUGAAACAGUUCUUUCUCAGCACCUGUAUCAGAGUAUCAAGAGCUAGAAAAGAAGCAAUGUUUUCUAUAAAUGUUUUAUACAAAAUUUUGAAGUUGUCAUUUUCAGUUUCACCUGGUCCCCGUACCUCCUCAGUCUUCUUAUCUUCAAGACCCCCUUAGAGUUUAAUUCUCUUCAAACCGGGUCUUUCGAGCGGCAAAGAAGCCUUGGGCCCCAACAUCCAAAGAAAGAUCACAAAUGAGACAACUCAUAACGUCCCAUUCAUUUAUAUUAAUUCUUUUUGUUUCAAUUUGCUAGAUGCCCAGAAACCUGAGAUCGUUGAAGGUCCAAAGAACCAAAGUGUCCUGAUCGGUUCCAAUGCUUCCUUAAGCUGCACCGCUAGGGGUCUCCCAAGGCCAACAAUCCACUGGAUAAAGGACAAUGCUUCAUAUCCUUUACAGUCUAACCCCAGAGCACGUGUCAUUCCGGACGGUCGAGCGAAUCGCAGCCAGCUUUUAAUAACGAGAGUAGAGAUGGAAGACUAUGGAAAAUAUCAAUGCAUUGCUAAUAGCAGCAUUGGAAGAAGUCAAUCAGGAGUGGCUGUCUUAAAAAAAGGUGAGAUAUUUUUCAUAAAUGGAAAGGAAAAAAAAACAGGGUAAGAGGGGUCCUUCAUAAUUACAAGCGCUGUACUGUUUGUUACUACAUUUUUUUUAUCAUUUAUCCAUAGUAACUCCUACUCCCACCCCCGUGAACAGAAAGCCAGAAAAUUCAGCAUCUCAGACAACUAUAGUCGCUGUAUCAUGCACUUUGGUAGCUGCAGUUAUUUGUGUAGUCACUGGGAUUGUGUGGAAUCGGCGUAAAAAUCGUGAUAAGGAGGUAAAUAAUAUGUUGUUACGUGAUAUCCCCACACAAGGUAAUGAUCUCCUCUGUCCGUCAUACGACUUUGCUUGUGCUGAUGUCCGGAGGAAUGCCGGGAUUGACCAGCCAAGAAACAUGCAGUUUCCUCAGGGGGUAAGAUGCAGAGUCGAAAGAAACUUCCCAAAUUUAACUUAUUAUUAUUAUUAUUAUUAUUAUUAUUAUUAUUACAAACUCUUUUCCCUUUCAUGAUGAUUUUCGUCAGUUUGGUCUUAUUUUUCUGUCCCUACUUCGUGUACUCCAAAUUAUCCUUUCCUCCACUUUGGGUCUGUAAAUAUUUCAUGCAUAAACAAGCAAGGGCCUGCACGACCCAUAUUCACGGGGUUUAUGAAGCAGUUAAAUCUGAAAAAAUGUUCUCAUACCUUUCAUACCUUAAAAUUAUCGCAUUUGAGGAUUAUGGUUGUGAAAGAUGGUGCGUCUAUUUCAGCUAAACUGGUUUCCUUCCUUAUCAAACAAACGCUAUUUAAAUCACAUUUGACUAGUAAAUCAAAGCGCGAGAGAUUUCAGUUCGUCGAGUUUAAAUGCAGGAUUAUGAAAGGAUCUCAAAUAAAUGAUGAUAAAAGCUAAACACGCUUAUUGGAUAGAUAUCACAAAUGCCUAUUCUCUUCAAUUAUAUAACAGGGACGAAAACGUGCAACAAAGUUGUAUCUGAAAGAAGGCCAAAAGUUGAAAAAUGGGGUACAGAACCUUGAAAACAAUCGGUCGCCCAAUAGCCAAACCAUCGAAAUCCCCGCGGAAAGGCUCCCGUUAAUGGGGGAUGGAGUUGGAGACAGACUGCCUCCAGACGGAAGCGAGUGGGAUGAUUUGGUGCAAGGAAUGAAAGAAAGAAGUCAAGAGAGAUUAGAGUCGAGUGAGGGGAUUGCUGGUGGUGACAUUUCCACAACUGAUAAACACCUGGGUGUCGACGAACAGCGGGAUUGUGGAGAGAUAUCUCAAGAGACCGAGGAAGGUUCCGUGAACUUGGAAAAUCUUGAAGUGUUCGAUGAAAUACUCGGAGAAGGCGAAUUUGGAAUCGUCUAUAAAGGUUGCUAUAGUGGGAAAGACGGAAACAUAACAGACGUAGCUGUGAAGAAGCUAAAAGGUAGGUACACGAAUCGAGAUGUCUACCUGUUAUAUCUUAAGUACAGUGGUGACCUCUAAACGGAUUUUUCUUUCUUGAAGCUAUGCACCAUCUUAAUUUUUUAUCAUUUUACUUUUCUUGGAAAAAACCCAUAAAGUCUGCUAUUGUCUCCUCUGAAUGCUUUCUUUAGCCUUAACCAAGCCAGUUUUUCUCCAUACAUAAUUUUGUUAUUAUAGCCAGAUGGAAUGAGCGAACUACGUAAAAUGAAGAAAUAUAAGAAAUUCCCUUGUUUUUCUUUCUCUAUGUCAUUGUAGACCCUAGUGCCAUUGCCAAAGAAACCCUGCUUAAUGAGAUAAGGACCUUAAAGCAAGCUGGGAAACAUCCUAAUAUUGUCACUUUGAUUGGCACGCGGAUAGAAGGAGGUAAGUCAGUUUUCGAAGAUACAACGUAUUAGAAAUAUGCAUGUUUACUUGGUGAUUGAUAUAAACAAGGUAAUGUUUCAGCCGUGUGUAAGUUCAGUUAGAACAGUGCAUGUACUGACCUUAUGAUUAAAGAAAGAUAAGAACAUAUUUUUGUGGGCUAAAUUCAGGGAAGUUAAUGCGGAUUUUUUUUCCUGUUUUUUUGGGCACCAGCUAAACUUAAAUUACCAACGAAUCAUCUUUUGAUCAACCCAAGGUGCCAGUUAUGUCCAAUUUCGUUCUCUCGUCAACUCUUUUGUGUUUGCUCUAUUCUCUCAAGGAAACGUUCUUGUGGUCACUGAAUUAAUUCAUGGUGGCAGUCUGGAAAAUCUUUUGAGGGCGCCAGGGGAAAGGAACAAUUAUCAUAACGUCUGCUGUAAGCUGAAUGACCGGCAACUGGUCACAGUUGCAUUUCAGAUCGCCAUGGGAAUGCAGCACUUAGAGGAGAGAAAGGUAAGACUCGCUGGCAGUGUGUAGAAAUAAAUGUAAAAUUAAAAUUUGCCAACUUUCCAUUAGAGAUAAAUUCUCUCAAGAAAUUACAAAAAGUUUAUAAUCUCUUGCUGCACUAAAGUGGCUUAAGGACGCAUUCAGGACCUUUUACAUUUUGCUAUAGGCCACCCAAUCAUUCGUGAGGCUCUGUUAAGCAAAGUAUUCAUAACGCGGGCAAUCCCAGUUUGUAAAUUGGCUUCAGGAGCCAUUGAGGAUCUUUCGCACUUUCGUAUGGCCACUCAAUCAUUGAGCAUCUCUAAGCAAAAAAAUUAUACAUUGUCUUCUCUCACAGUUUGUCCAUCGCGACCUAGCAGCAAGGAAUAUUUUAGUUGAUGCCAACUUAGUGGCUAAAGUUGGAGACUUUGGAUUAGCCAGGGACAUAUCCGCUGCUGGUAUAUACACCAUAACCUCCAGCGUAAGUACGCUGUGCAAUCAAUAUUAACGACUAAACAGAAAAAUCAAACAAGCCAAAAUGCAUUUAAAUUGAUGCUCUUCCUUGGUACAAUCGAGCAGAAGAAAUUAAUUUCUUCUAAUGAUAUAAUUUACAAUGAAACUCUCAACGAGCUGUGUAUUAUGUGACACGUUUACUUAACUUGACACAACAAUUACAAUUUCUUCGAAUGUGAUUGAUAGAUUAGGCGCUUUAUGUUUCACAAAUUUUUCCGUUGAUUGUAAUCGGACAGUUGGAUGUAAUCGGACACCUGUAAUCGGACAGUUACAGCAGCCAAUUCUACCAUACUCACUCAGCUAAAUCUACCAAACGCAGAAUAGAUUAUUUUAUCUAUAGCGACAACCACUUACCCAACCAAACAGAGGAGUUUCGUGACAAAACAAAUCGGACUCCUGUUAGUUUCUGAACUUAUGAUAAUAUUAACAACAACAAUAGCAACGGCCACGGUAACUAUUACUCUGGAUUUUACUAAAAAUUAAAAAUAGUUACAAAUUAUCAUAUAUCUUGACGUAGGAAAAGAACGCGCUUACUAUCAAUAAAUGCACCCUUCCGUUUCAUAAGUCAACCGCUUUCCAGUUUCAAAGGGCAUUGCCUGCACUACAAACAGAUGCUUUCUCACAUUAAUCUAUCUUUUCAACAGGGCAAGGUUCCGUGGAGAUGGUCGUCGUUAGAAUCUCUACGAGAUCUGCAUUUUACACCCAUGAGUGACGUGUAAGUUUCACUUUGUAUAUUUAAUACUGUCAAAUUUCUGUCUCUUGACUAUAAAGUCGGGCGUAUUGCCUAGUUGAAAGGAUUUCCAAAAAAAAAAAAAACAUCUGCCUCGCGCUCUGGUAUAUCCCUUGGAGCAUUAUUAUAGUUGCAUCUGGGCUUCCUUUUACGUUGUUUGUUCGUCUUCAUGUACAUGUACAUGCAUGGUGUAUCUAUACCUAUUUGCAUUUAUGGACACACCAUGGGAACUUAGUGUGACUUAAUGAAUUCCUUCCUUCCAAUCGAGCAUCAUAUGCACAUUUUACCUGAAAUUAAUACCAGAGGCAAGGUCUUUCUUGACUGUCAUCUAAGGCAGUAAACCCCUCUACCGUCUCAGGCUUCUGCCAUUUCUUCAACAAGUUAACAUGGUACACUUUCUUCUCUCUACGCCUUCCUGGAGUCUGUACCUCGUAAUCAACUUCAGAUACUCUUCUCAUCACUUUAUACGGGCCAUUCCAUUCAAGUUGCAACUUACUUCUCCUUGCUGGUUCAAGUAUUGGCACUUCAUUUCCCACUUUGAGGUCUUGUGGUUUGAACUUCUUGUCAUAAUAAUUUUUCUGCCUCUUCAGCGCUUUGGUCACAUUUUCAUUGACUAGUUCUGACAUUUCCUCUAGACAUCUUCUCAUCUCCAAAACAUGGAUGUUAACGUUCUCUUUCUCACCUUCGUAACCAACCCAGGCCUCUUUUAGGAUAUCAAGGGGUUCACGUACUCUCCUACCAUAGAGGAGCUCAAAAGGAGAAAACCCGGUCGACUCUUGAGGGACUUCUCUGUAUGCAAAGAGUAGGUGAGGAAGGUGCUCAUCCCAGUCCUUCUGAUUAUUUGCUGUGAAUUUUCUGAUCAUCGACUUAAGUGUUCCGUUAAAUCGCUCCGUUAGGCCAUCGGUCUGUGGGUGAUACGGGGAGGUCCUCAAACGACUAAUGUUCAACAUGAGGUACAUUUCUUGCAACAGACUCGCCAUAAAGUUUGACCCUUGGUCUGUGAGGAUCUCGUCAGGAAUCCCAAACCUUGCAAACACUGACACUAGCUCUUUGGCGAUUGUAGUAGCUUCCGUGUUAGGUAUGGGUAUAGCCUUUAGAUAAAGCGUCGCAUAAUCGCAAAUUGUAAGAAUAUAUUUGUUGCCAUUGUUGCUCCUCGGGAGUGGUCUAAUAAUAUCCAUAGCUAUUCUCUGGAAAGGUUUCUUAAUCAAUGGCAGAGGGAUCAUCUCAGCUCGUGCUCCAUAUCUCUUUCCUUGCGCCCUCUGGCAAACCUCACACGUACGGCAAUGAUUGGCAACAUCCCGGAACACACCAGGCCAGUAAUAGCGCUGUAAUACUCUGUCCUUGGUUUUGUUGAUUCCAAGAUGACCAGCUGAGGGUAUAUCGUGUGCAAGCAUGAGAACUGUGCCGCGGCACUGCAGGGGAAGUACCAACUGUUCCACAGAUCGAAUAUCUUCACUGUCGCUCCCUUUUGGUACCCACUGCCGAUAUAACAAGCCUUGCCUGUAAAAGAAAGUUGUUUCUGAUCUUGUUUCCUCCUGCUGCUUAGGUUUUCUUGCUAAGGCUCUCGCUUUCUCUAAAGUUGAGAUUUCUGACUGCCACUUCUGAAUUAUCUCAGGACCUGCAUCCUCAGGAUUAAUACUAUCUGAUGCGGCGGUUUUGGUUUUGGGUUCCUCUUCCUCAGGUUUCCUAAUCUCAUCUUGUAUGUUUCCCGGUUCCCUGAUUUGUUCUGUAAAAUCACUCUCAGCUUCCUUUUUGUCAGCAAGUCUUAUUUUCUCAGCAGCUUCCGCUUUGCUCUGCUCUUCAGCCUCUUUUCUUGUCUGUGAUCUUGUCAUAACGGCAAGAUUGUGUGUACACUUUGAUUGGCUUGCGAUUUCUUAUCACGAGUCAAAGUCCUUUAUCCCUAUUAAAACAUCAACUGGUACUCCUGGCACAAGAGCUACCUUAGCCUUCUUUAUCCGACCACCCAUCUCCAAAUCCACUUCUGCUGUUGGAUAAUCCACUGAAUCUCCAUGAACACAAACAACGUUGAUAGUCUCUCCUUCAUUCCAUUUUUCGUUCUCCACAAGAUCAGCUUUCACGAUAGUUGUGUAGCUACCAGUAUCAACAAGCAUCUUUACACUUUUUCCCUCGAUUUUGCCUUCAAGCAUGCACUUGCUGUUACUUGGGUUGCAUACUCGCUCACGACAUGAUUCACUGACAAAAGCAGGCUUGGCAUCUGCUUUAAAAUUUGGCGUGGUUGUUCUUUGAGGGCAAACUAUUGCAAUGUGUCCCCUUUCUUGCAAUUGUAACACUGUUAAGAAUAUAUGAAAGUUAUAUAUUUGAACUGCGGAUAAAGACGUGAAUGAAAGUGAUCCUCGCAGUAAUGUGCACUACUUAGGCAGUAGUGAAAAUAAGGCCUCAAAAAAAUUCAGGCCUGUACGAGAUUUGAACCAAAUCCCGUACGGGCCUGAUUUUUUUCAGGCCUUAUUUUCACUACUGCCUGAGUAGUGCACAUUUCUGCGAGGAACACUUUCAUUCACAAUUGUAACACUGUUUCUCACCUUAAGUAUUUCUUUUGCUUCGAGGCGGUAUGUUGCGUACUUCUGAAGGAGGAGCUCUGAAAAAAGGCCUUGAUGAUUGCUAUUUUUCCUGUAUCACUUUUACGGCAGGUUCACCUUGUAGUCGUUGGGGUGUGCUUAACUUCUCAUAAGAAGGCUUAGUUCCACGGGCUAGAACGUAGUCAUCAGCCAUUUGUGCGGCUUCUUUAGCUGACUUAGGCUUUCUUUUUUUAAGCCAAACUGAUAGAUCAGUCGACACUCCUUGAAGAAAUUGUUCCAAAAUUAUCAAGUCUCUGAGUUCCAUCUCUUGCGACUUUGUCCAGCGCUGGAAGUGUUCUUCCCAACGAUUGAAGUAUUCAUGAUGUGACUCGCCUGGCUUGUAAGAAUCAUUUCGAAAUCUCAGACGAUACGUUUCAGAGUUCACGUUGUAUCGUUGCAAGAUGGCAUGUUUUACUUCGUCAUAUUUCGUAGACUUUUCAGUGGGAAGGGAUGAAAAAGCUUUCAGGGCUUUUCAGAUAAUACACCAGUUAACUGUGUUGCCCAAAUAGUUUUCGGCCAUUUGUGGAGGGUGGCCACUCUCUCAAACAAAUGUAAAAGCUUUCGAUGUCUUCCCCUUCUGUGAACUUUUGAAAUACUGGUUUUGGUAGCUUCACAGUGUCCUUUUCCUUUUUGGAAUCUGCUAACUCUUUCAUCAGUUCUAGCAGGAACCUCUGCUCUUUCUUUCUUUCCAUUUUUUCCAUUUCUCGUUUUUCUUGCCUUCUUAAUUCUUUUUCUUUCGCUAUUCGAUCCUCCUUUUCUCUUUCUAGCCAUGGCAUCUGCAUUUCUUGCCUCUGAAUAAGCAUCUUCAUAAUUUGAACGUUUACUUCCGGCUGAGAUGUAUUUUCCGGUUAAGAAAUCACCACUGUAUCACCAGUUUUCAGCUCCAUAAACUCACUCAAAAGAUCAAUCAACCCUGCUUUGUUUUUACUACCGAAGUCAAUGUUUCUCUCCACGCACAUUUCCUUCAACCUAUCAAAGGUAAGAGGUAAGUGUAUUCAACUCCUCCGUCUGGUUUCGUAUUCCAUAGCUUCGAAAUCCACUGCUUCUAUUCUUAUGUGAGUCCUUGCUUAUUGACCUAAAACCUCGGCAAGGUUAUCCCACCGUUGCCACCAAAUCUGUCAUGAAGCCAGAAGAAGAUUCUUGUUUUCCUUUUAAACACUUUAUUAUUUAUCUUUAACUUCUGAAAACCUUACCAUCUCGAACCUUAUUUAUAGUAGCCGAUUACAUAAUACUUAUUUCUGAAAUACUAUUUUUAGUAGCAAGAACAUACUAGACGCUAAUGAUGACAUAUCCUUAAAAUAACUCGAUAGAAUGUUCCGGAAUAUGGAGAAGUUUCUAACUCAGCUCAUGCAAUAGCGUUGUGGGAAAUCAUUGUUCUAUUAAUUUCUAAAGACUUCGUUACAUUUAACAAAUAAUCUCCUUCUUGAUAUUUCAUCUCAUCACUUACCUGCUUGAUAUUGUAUCGAAAUUGUAAGGAGAAAUUCUGUCUUGGUCACCAAUGGGAGUUGAAGGGCUAAGGCUAUGACGCAUAUUUGCAUGCGCAGGUGGUCAUUUGGUAUAGUUCUAUGGGAAAUCGCCACUUAUGGUAAGUGUGAUGUGUUACUAUGUGCGACUUAAAAGGACAUCCUAAGAACUACAAAUCAUGUUCUCGUCAUAAGGCUCCAAUCCAUAAAGCAACCCAAAGUUAGCAAGGCUCUUCUGUAAAGCUAACUAUAUCAUACACAAAUAUCUUCAUUUUGAAAAUGAUUAUUGCCAGUCAAACGAAACUGAACAAGAUGAGAAGGACGCUUCCAGGUAUAGGUUGUGCUUAUGUCAAACAUAUUAUACUUGCUAUAUCUUAUUUGUCACAGUGCUGCACUUAAUUUUAUUGAUCUAAAUGAGCCACAUUAAGUCUUAGCAAGUUUCUAUUUAUUUACAAAGUUAUCGCUGAAAUACUUAUUGUCUUAAAUGAUAUUCUUUAAAAAAUGAAAUCGGUAAAUCAUAUCUUCUUUCCGCCAAACAGGUGAGUUGCCAUACCCUGACAUCACAUCACCAAUUGCCUUAGUAACUCGACUUGCUUCGGGAUACCGAAUGCCUCGUCCCGAUCGAUGUUCAGAAGAACUGUAAGCUUUGAAGUCUUAAAUAAUGCUAGUUAAAUUAAAUUGAGUCAUUUAAUUUGAAAAAGGCCUUAAAAAUACUUGAAAAGCGUUUUACUCUUCCAGCAAAGUCUCGCAAAAUCCGUUGACACCCACUUUUUCUCGUUGAAAAUCAAAACGAUGCAUUGAAUCAGUCGUGAUGAUUUAAAAACAAUUUGUACAUCGAAAUAAAUGUCACAUUCGGCCAAUUAGUGAUCUUUUCGAUGAUUAUUGUCAUGAGUUCAAAAUCACCUCUUUGACGCCUGGUAUGGUCCAUUCAGAUGCUGUGAGUAUCAGCUGCAAGACAAUUUUGGCUAAUACUGUAUUGAAUUUUUUAGAUAUGAACUCAUGAGUUCUUGUUGGAAAGAAAAUCCUUUGAUGAGACCAGCCUUUUCGCGGAUCGCUCAACAGCUGAAGAAUUUUUUGCGAGAAGUGAAGGUAAUAAAUGGUCGUAUGUAG
This is a messenger RNA of Pocillopora meandrina, 11194 nucleotides long. NCBI's taxonomy places the organism in Eukaryota, Metazoa, Cnidaria, Anthozoa, Scleractinia, Pocilloporidae. The record is from the annotation of a GenBank genome assembly.